Messenger RNA from Trichomycterus rosablanca, 2174 nucleotides. It is a transcript of the gene ablim1a, whose product is annotated as actin binding LIM protein 1a. The record is from RefSeq and is a predicted model, not a curated record. Gene Ontology annotation, cellular component: stress fiber; actin cytoskeleton. The transcript has 21 exons. Gene Ontology annotation, molecular function: actin filament binding. Bases 95 to 2044 code for a protein of 649 amino acids. Gene Ontology annotation, biological process: lamellipodium assembly; cilium assembly; cytoskeleton organization. Lineage: Eukaryota; Metazoa; Chordata; Actinopteri; Siluriformes; Trichomycteridae.
UUCUAUAGUUUGUAAUAUUCUCUCCGAGACCUUUUUCUUCUACAACUAGAACAACAUCAGGACGGAUUAACAGUCUGGUUUUGUCUCACUGCUGAUGGUCAUGGUCAAGAAGAAAGUGAGUCACAGUAAUGACGCUCACCAUCACACAGAGAAGCCUUCCAUCCAGUGCUAUAAAUGUGGAGAACCAUGCAAAGGCGAGGUGUUACGAGUACAGAACAAGCACUUCCACAUUAAGUGCUUUACAUGCAAAGUGUGUGGGUGUGACCUGGCUCAGGGUGGGUUCUUUAUGAAGAAUGGAGAUUAUCUAUGCACCUUGGACUACCAGCAGAUCCACGGCACCCGCUGUAACACAUGCGGUGAGUUUGUGGAGGGUGAGGUGGUCACGGCACUGGGCAAGACUUACCAUCCAGCCUGCUUCGUGUGCACAGUCUGCAAACGGCCGUUUCCUGCAGGAGACAGAGUGACGUUUAAUGGCAAGGACUGUCUGUGUCAGUACUGUGCUGAACCCAUGUCUCCCGGCCCCACCAAGGACGUCGCUGGACCAGGCACUUGCGCAGGCUGUGGGAGAGACAUUAAGAAUGGACAGGCUCUGUUGGCCCUGGACAGGCAGUGGCACUUGGGCUGCUUCAAAUGUAAAGCCUGCGGCAAAGUACUAACCGGAGAAUACAUCAGCAAAGACGGAGCCCCCUACUGUGAGAAGGACUAUCAGAUCCAUUUCGGAGUGCAGUGUGAGGCAUGCCACCAGUUUAUCACUGGCAAAGUGCUGGAGGCUGGAGAUAAGCACUACCACCCCAGCUGCGCUCGCUGUAGUAGAUGUAAUCAGAUGUUCACCGAAGGAGAGGAGAUGUACCUGCAAGGAUCGACCGUUUGGCACCCUGCCUGCAAGAGCUCCACCAAGACAGAGGAGAGGCAGAGGCCGACGCGCUCGUCAUCCGAGAGUGUGUGUUCCAGACCUGGUUCAAGCAUACCUGGCUCACCGGGUCAUACCUUAUAUGCAAAAGUAGACAAUGAGAUUCUUGAUUACAAGGAUCUCGCUGCCAUUCCCAAAGUCAAAGCCAUUUACGACAUUGAACGUCCCGACCUUAUCAACUAUGAACCACUUUACACCACUUCCCUUGAGGAGACAGAGGAAAGAGAGAGUGUGGGAGAGACGCCAAGGACAAUGUCACCCACUCCAUCUACAGAUAGUUAUUACGACUUGAGGGGUCACAUCCUGCAGCGCUCUACAAGUCAAGGCUCCAUCGGUUCUCCCAUCUAUAAUCGCCAUAGUUACACACCAGUUAUGUCACGUUCACCACAGCACUUCCACAGACCAGGCCCUGAGCCAUCCAGUGGGCGGAGCUCCCCCGGUGCCAGCACUCCUCCUCUCCCCUUGACCCCAAAACAUUUCCAUCUGCCAGAUCAGAGCGUCAACAUGUACAGGAAGCCACCAAUCUACAAGCUGCAUGGUCCUGAAGGGAGAAGAAGGUCUAGAGAGGAGGAUGAGGAGGAACAACUGAAACGCAGACAAAUUCAGGAAGAACAUCUCACCAGGAUGCAGUCCGGUCUUGGGAAGCUCAUCUUAAAGGAGGAGAAGGAGAAGCAACUAUUUAGAGAGCGUCACGGUCGAAGUCUGUCUGCACAAAGGCAGAAUGAAAAUGCAGAUCCCAAUUCUCCUUCAAAAACAGGCUCACUUCCCGGGUACGGACGAAAUGGGCUGCAUCGGCCUCAGUCCACUGAUUUUACACAGUAUGAUAGUUAUGGAGACAUCCCCAGUGGAGGACGAGAUUUUCAGCUCUUGCAGGAUGGACAUCGGCCCACCAGAAGAAUGGACAGAGGAGUUUCAAUGCCUAAUAUGUUGGAACCAAAAGUGUAUCCAUAUGAGAUGCUUAUUGUCACCAGCUCUGGCCGUGGUAAACUGCUCCGAGAUGUGGACAGAACCAGACUAGAGCGUCACCUAGCUCCAGAGAUGUUCAUGGAGAUCUUUGGGAUGGCGAUCCAGGAGUUUGACAAGUUACCUUUAUGGAAGCGUAAUGACAUGAAGAAGAAAGCCAAGCUCUUCUAACCAUGUGAAUUAGACACCUAUAACUUAGCCAUAUAUCUCAUCAUUAAUCCCUUUCUUUCUCUUGUGGCCCUUGUAUGUGCAUAAGGGGGAACUGUAUGCAUAGCACUGCAUACAGCUGAAGUCAAAAGAU